This is a messenger RNA of Trematosphaeria pertusa, 572 nucleotides long. RefSeq lists its product as uncharacterized. Lineage: Eukaryota; Fungi; Ascomycota; Dothideomycetes; Pleosporales; Trematosphaeriaceae. Bases 107 to 454 code for a protein of 115 amino acids. The record is from RefSeq and is a predicted model, not a curated record. The transcript is spliced from 2 exons.
AUCGCUACUCGAUCACAUCCCUUAUCCUGUUUUAUCCUUUCACUCGCUACUCGGACAACGCUCUUAACUUCAAUGUAAGCAGUCACUUCCGAGACAAGCUAUAGCCAUGAACAAAGUGUUCAGCAAAGCCGAUGGUAUGCUCGCGGAAGCAGCGAAAAAGUUCACCAGCGUUUCGGUGAACCGUGGCAAGACCGCCUUUCCAAAGGCACCAAAAGAUCUCGAGAAUUUAGGUAUCCGUUGGGAUUUUGAUGGGGAGGUGACCCAGGGUGAACAAGUCUACAACAAGUUCCAGAUUCAGCCAAAUGCUGGAAAGGUCCCAUCAUCAAUCAAAGAUUGGCGCGAAAAGAAUGGCGGAACGCAUGCUGUGAUGGGCACCAUGUAUGUGAAGAAAGGUGGCAGCAAAGGCGAUGUGCAGGAAGCCUUCGAAAAAUUCAAGAAAGAGUUCAAGGAUUAGUGCUCUCCACUAUGGUACGAUCCCCGACAAUGAUUGAAUUCAGCUAAUAACCACGAGGGCAGAUCAACACUUUCGUAGAUUCCGACCGGGCAUAUAUCAAUUGCUGGAAGCGUAGGGU